AUGUCCACUUCCAACGAAGAAUCUACCCCUGCGCCAACUCCCACACAUCCUGUGUCCAAACACCUUAUCUUUUGGCAGGGCGAAAAGAACCCUCACCCAGAUGUGCACGGCUUGUAUAAAAAACGCCUAGAUUGGAGAGCACUCAACUCCAUGCGAAAGGAAGAGAGAGAAAAGUUGGUGAUUCAACGUGCCAACUUUUUCUAUCACUGUUUUCCACUACCCCAUUCCAUUUCUAGAGCCGCCCGGGUCCAGAUUUUCGGAACACGGAUGAAAGCUGCGAAGGCUGGAGAUUUGGGUAAGGAAGGAUCUGACCGACCAGAAAGAAUGCUAUUCGAUAUUUUGAACGCAAAAUACAAAAGAGAGAAAGAUGACUGGGAUUUGUUUAAUCAUCAAUACGAUGAGCCAUUAAAACUUCAACCCGAACAAGUCGAAAAAGGCUUUCAAGAGACCAUUGCGAAGUUUGAGGAAACUGAGCUCUGUAGACGAUUCGAAAGCUUUUUCGAGGAACUUUGCAAAGAUGUAAAGUUUGACAAGAUUGUUGCCUUUGGAACUGGCCCAAUCGGUGUACGCCACGCCGGAAGUUCAUCAAUUCGAGUAAGAAACCAGGUUCAGCAUGCAAGCAUGUUGACAAUUCGACGAGUCUGGGAGCGCUACCACCCAGGAAAGAGACUUUCAAUCUACCUCCAAGAUCCUGCGUACAACGAACGUUGCGUAGAAGUUGCAGACAAAUACAACAUGCAAAUCGUUGAUGGUGAUUUUGGUCAUCAAAUGGGCUGGCUCAAAAUUGACAAAUCGACCUUGGUUAUGGGAUUUUCUUGCGCCUUCCCUGAUGCACAACUGGUGUCUGAAAUUGCAAGGCCAGCAGCUCUUUACUUCACGGGGGCGGUAGUAGAGGAUUUUACUAAACUCAAAAAAAGUGAUCCGACCCGGUUUUUCUCUUUCACACUCGGACUCCCUGACGGAGGCGUUGUUGAUAUUCCAGGCUUGGGAGCAACUCAGCCAUUUUGGCCUUCAUUUGAAACAGAGUAUAGUGAGAAGUCACUUAAUGUCAAGGGACUAUCUGUUGGAAAAGAAAAGGAUGAGACGCUGACAUUCGAAGGAUACGGGGGUCACAGUCAUCUUGGAGCUAACCCUAAAUUGUAUAUUCGAAAGUAG
Molecule: messenger RNA, 1155 nt
Organism: Botrytis deweyae
Lineage: Eukaryota; Fungi; Ascomycota; Leotiomycetes; Helotiales; Sclerotiniaceae
Exons: 3
Coding region: 1-1155 (384 amino acids)
Source: RefSeq, a predicted model, not a curated record